UGCGUUUCUUUCCUAAUGGAUUCUUCCACUGUUGCAACAAAAUCACCGACUUUCGGAUGGAGUUAUGAUGUGUUUUUGAGUUUUAGAGGUGAGGAUACUCGCACCAAUUUCACCAGUCAUCUUGAUAUGGCUUUGCGUCAAAAGGGUGUCAACGUCUUCAUAGACGACAAGCUUGAAAGGGGUGAGCAAAUUUCUGAAACUCUUUUCAAAUCUAUACAGGAAGCUUUAAUUUCUAUUGUUAUAUUCUCUCAAAAUUAUGCAUCCUCUUCAUGGUGUCUGGAUGAAUUGGUCAACAUAAUUGAGUGUAAGAAGUCCAAGGGCCAGAUUGUUUUGCCAGUUUUCUAUAAGGUGGAUCCGUCGGAUAUUCGAACACAAACUGGUAGUUUCGGAGAAGCAUUAGCCAAACAUCAGGCUAAGUUCCAAAUAAAGACCCAAAUUUGGAGGGAAGCUUUAACUACUGCUGCUAACUUUUCUGGUUGGGAUCUAGGAACUAGGAAGGAGGCUGAUCUUAUUGGAGAUCUUGUUAAAAAAGUGUUGUCUACAUUAAAUCGCACUUGCGCGCCUUUAUAUGUAGCUAAGUAUCCGGUUGCAAUUGAUUCUAUACUAGAAUAUAUGAAGCUUCGUUCACAUAUUAAUCUUUUUGAGAAGAGCAACAAAUUCCAUUAUCAAACACAACAUGAGUAUGAGUUUGAUACUGAUGUUAACAUGGUGGGGAUAUAUGGCAUUGGAGGUAUUGGUAAGACAACUUUGGCUAAAGCUUUAUACAACAAAAUUGCUAGCCAAUUUGAAGGUUGUUGCUUUCUAUCAAAUGUUAGAGAAGCUUCAAAGCAAUUCAAUGGCCUUGCUCAAUUACAGGAAAGCCUACUCUAUGAGAUCCUAACGAUUCAUUUGAAAGUUGUCAAUUUUGAUAGAGGAAUUAACAUCAUAAGGAAUAGAUUGUGUUCGAAGAAAGUUCUUAUAGUUCUUGAUGAUGUAGAUAGACUUGAGCAGUUAGAAGCAUUGGUUGGUGGGCGUGAUUGGUUUGGCCAAGGCAGUAGAAUCAUUGUGACAACAAGGAAUAAACAUUUACUUUCUAGCCAUGGCUUUGAUGAAAUACACAAUAUUCUAGGAUUGAAUGAAGAGAAAGCUAUUGAGCUUUUUAGUUGGCAUGCUUUCAAGAAAAAUCAUCCAUCAAGUAAUUAUUUAAACCUUUCAAAACGUGCUACAAGUUAUUGUAGAGGUCAUCCUUUGGCUCUCGUUGUUUUAGGUUCUUUCCUUUGUACCAGAGAUCAAGUAGAAUGGUGUAGUAUAUUAGAUGAAUUUGAAAACUCUUUGAACAAAGAUAUCAAAGAUAUUCUUCAAUUAAGUUUUGAUGGGCUUGAAGACAAAGUAAAGGAUAUCUUUCUUGAUAUUUCUUGUUUACUUGUGGGAGAGAAAGUUAAGUACGUUAAGAAGAUGUUGAGUGCAUGCCAUGUAAAUCUAGAUUUUGUAAUUAUAGUACUCAUGGAUCUUUCACUUAUGACGAUUGAAAAUGACAAAGUGCAAAUGCAUGAUUUAAUCAAACAGAUGGGUCAUAAAAUAGUUUGUGGUGAAUCUCUUGAGCUUGGAAAGAGGAGUAGGUUGUGGUUGGUACAAGAUGUUUGGGAUGUGCUUGUUAAUAAUUCAGGAACAGACGCAGUUAAAGCCAUAAAGUUGGACUUUCCUAAUCCCACAAAGUUGGAUGUGGAUCUACAAGCUUUUAGAAAAAUGAAAAAUUUGAGAUUACUUAUCGUUCAAAAUGCAAGAUUUUGUACCAAGAUUGAGUACCUACCUGAUAGCUUAAAGUGGAUUAAGUGGCAUGGAUUUCCUCAAUCAACUUUGCCUUCGUGCUUCAUUACGAAAAAUCUUGUCGGACUAGAUUUGCAACAUAGCUUCAUAAAAACAUUUGAGAAAAGACUUAAGGAUUGUGAAAGGUUGAAACAUGUUGAUCUUAGCUACUCUACUUUAUUAGAGCAAAUUCCUGAUUUCUCAUCAAAUCUUGGAGAGUUGUAUCUCAUCAAUUGCACAAAUUUAGGAAUGAUAGAUAAGUCUCUUUUUUCUCUCCAUAAGCUUAUUGUCCUAAACCUUGAUGGUUGUUCUAACCUUAAAAAGUUUCCAAGAGGCUACUUCAUGUUAAGUUCUCUUAAAGAACUGAGGCUCUCUUACUGCAAAAAGCUUGAGAAAAUUCCAGACUUAUCUGCAGCAUCAAACCUUGAGAGAUUGUAUCUCCAAGAAUGCACAAAUUUAAGAUUGAUUCAUGAAUCUAUUGGAUCUUUGGAUAAGCUUGACCAUUUGGACCUUAGACAAUGCACUAACCUUUCAAAGCUUCCAAGUCAUCUCAGGUUAAAAUCUCUUCAAAAUUUAGAACUUUCUAGGUGUUGUAAGCUUGAAAGCUUCCCAACAAUCGAUGAAAACAUGAAAUCUUUAAGGCAUUUGGAUUUGGAUUUUACUGCCAUAAAGGAGUUACCUUCAUCAAUUGGAUAUCUUACUGAGCUCUGUACAUUAAAUCUUACCAGUUGCACAAACCUCAUCUCCCUUCCCAAUACAAUUUAUUUGUUAAGGAAUCUUGACGAACUUCUUCUUAGUGGGUGUUCUAGAUUUAGAAUAUUUCCCCAUAAAUGGGACCGAAGCAUCCAACCAGUAUGCUCUCCUACAAAAAUGAUCGAAACAACUUCAUGGAGCUUAGAAUUUCCCCAUUUACUAGUUCCAAAUGAAAGUUUAUUUUCCCAUUUCACUUUAUUGGAUCUUAAAUCUUGCAACAUAUCAAAUGCAAAGUUUUUGGAAAUUUUAUGUGAUGUUGCCCCUUUCUUAUCUGAUCUACGCCUGUCAGAAAACAAAUUCUCUAGCUUACCCUCAUGUCUCCAUAAGUUCAUGUCCUUGUGGAAUCUUGAAUUAAAAAAUUGUAAGUUUCUUCAAGAAAUUCCAAACCUUCCUAAGAAUAUACAAAAAAUGGAUGCCAGUGGUUGUGAAUCAUUGGUUCGAAGUCCAGAUAAUAUUGUGGAUAUAAUAUCAAAAAAACAGGACCUCACAUUGGGUGAGAUUUCAAGAGAGUUCUUAUUAACGGGGAUAGAGAUUCCAGAAUGGUUCAGCUAUAAGACUGCCUCCAAUUUGGUGAGUGCUAGUUUUUGUCACUAUCCAGACAUGGAAAGAACUUUGGCUGCCUGUGUUAGUUUCAAAGUGAAAGGAAAUUCAUCUGCAAGUGGGGCCCGAAUUUCAUGCAAUAUAUUCAUUUGCAAUAAACUCCAUUUUUCUUUUUCAAGACCAUUUCUUCCAUCAAAAUCAGAAUAUAUAUGGUUAGUAACAACUUCUCUAGCGUGGGGUUCUGUGGAGGUGAAUGAUUGGAAUAAAGUUUUGGUCUGGUUUGAGGUUCAUGAAGCACAUAGUGAGGUUAAUGCAACUAUAACAAGGUGUGGUGUUCAUGUCACUGAAGAGCUCCAUGGGAUACAAAUGGAUGUCAAGUGGCCGAUGGUAAAUUAUGCUGAUUUUUAUCAACUGGAGAAAUUGCAACGUCUGGAUAUUGAGGAUCUUCUUCUCAAAAGCUUUUUAGAAUCAGUCUCCUGCUGGUCAAAUUCCAAAGCAAUGUUGCAUGCAGGAAAUUAUGAUCCAGAAGCAAUAAUUGAUUCCAACAUACAACCUAUGAUUUUCCCAUUGCACGUAACAUAUAAUGGUGAAACAGUAAUAUGUGGAAUGGAAGGCAUGGGAGAUACUACACUCGCCAACUCUUUAUGCAAUAAAUUUAAAUGGAUGAAGGAGCACCUUUUCGAGAUAAAGGAGCACCAUUACAGUGAAGCUUUAGAUAAUUCUACAAGCAUUUUCCAUAUCCGAGGAAGAGAGCUCCAGAGAUUUUCCUGGUCAUGGGCCGCCCACCAUCGUAAGCGUGGAGAUGGUAAAAGAGGAACCAAUAUCACAACCCAUACAAUAUCCUCCAAAUGCUAUUUGAUGCUCUUUCAUGAAGUCGAGAACUGUAAUGAUAUAUUUGACUGGGUUGGUACACAGCGUUGGAUUAAAACUUCUGGCAGUUCUAACGGAAGAGGUGAUGUUCAGUUUCUGAUUAAAAGGGUUGAUAUAUCAUUGCUCUGAA
Cucumis melo (muskmelon) is the source of this 4078-nucleotide messenger RNA. RefSeq names its product TMV resistance protein N-like. The record is from RefSeq and is a predicted model, not a curated record. Gene Ontology annotation, molecular function: ATP hydrolysis activity; ADP binding. NCBI's taxonomy places the organism in Eukaryota, Viridiplantae, Streptophyta, Magnoliopsida, Cucurbitales, Cucurbitaceae. Gene Ontology annotation, biological process: signal transduction; defense response.